Tupaia belangeri chinensis (Chinese tree shrew) is the source of this 1777-nucleotide messenger RNA. It is a transcript of the gene CAP1, whose product is annotated as cyclase associated actin cytoskeleton regulatory protein 1. The transcript is spliced from 13 exons. The record is from RefSeq and is a predicted model, not a curated record. Gene Ontology annotation, cellular component: cytoplasm. NCBI's taxonomy places the organism in Eukaryota, Metazoa, Chordata, Mammalia, Scandentia, Tupaiidae. Bases 169 to 1596 code for a protein of 475 amino acids. Gene Ontology annotation, molecular function: actin binding; adenylate cyclase binding. Gene Ontology annotation, biological process: actin filament organization; cell morphogenesis; cytoskeleton organization.
AGACUUCCUCCCCAGUCGGGGUCUAGCCUAGCGUUUCAGCGGGCGACUCAUUUCCGGUGGGGGUGCCGCGCCCAGUGAGGGCCCGGAAGUGGGUCGCGCGGAGAUUGCUGGGCGGUUCUUGCCGGAAGUGGAGAGCGGCUCAUCGCAGUCCCGAGCAGCUGACACAUUAUGGCUGACAUGCAAAAUCUGGUAGAAAGAUUGGAGAGGGUAGUGGACCGCCUGGAGGCAGUAUCCCACACCUCUGACAUGCACCGAGGGUAUGGAGACAGCUCUUCGAAAGCAGGAGCAGCGCCAUAUGUGCAAGCUUUUGACUCGCUGCUUGCUGGUCCUGUGGCAGAGUACUUGAAGAUCAGUAAAGAAAUUGGGGGAGACGUGCAGAAACACGCGGAGAUGGUCCACACGGGUCUGAAGUUGGAGCGAGCUCUCUUGGUUACAGCCUCUCAGUGCCAGCAGCCAGCAGGCAAUAAGCUCUCCGAUUUGUUGGCUCCUAUCUCAGAGCAGAUCCAAGAAGUGAUAACCUUCCGGGAAAAGAACAGAGGCAGCAAGUUGUUCAAUCACCUGUCAGCUGUUAGCGAAAGCAUCCAGGCCCUGGGUUGGGUGGCUAUGGCUCCCAAGCCUGGCCCCUAUGUGAAAGAAAUGAAUGAUGCAGCCAUGUUUUACACGAACCGAGUCCUCAAAGAGUACAAAGAUGUGGAUAAGAAGCAUGUGGACUGGGUCAAAGCUUACUUGAGUAUAUGGACAGAGCUUCAGGCUUACAUUAAGGAGUUCCAUACUACCGGGCUUGCCUGGAGCAAAACGGGGCCUGUGGCCAAAGAACUGAGCGGAUUGCCGUCUGGACCUUCUGCUGGAUCUGGUCCUCCUCCCCCUCCACCAGGCCCACCGCCCCCACCGGUCCCCACCAGUUCGGGCUCCGAUGACUCUGCUUCCCGCUCAGCACUGUUUGCCCAGAUCAAUCAGGGCGAGAGCAUCACACAUGCCCUGAAACAUGUAUCCGAUGACAUGAAGACUCACAAGAACCCUGCUUUGAAGGCUCAGAGCGGUCCGGUACGCAGUGGCCCCAAACCAUUCUCCGCACCUAAGCCCCAAACCAGCCCAUCCUCCAAACCAGCCACCAAGAAGGAACCAGCCAUCCUUGAACUGGAGGGCAAGAAGUGGAGAGUGGAAAAUCAGGAGAACGUUUCCAACCUGGUGAUUGAUGACACAGAGCUGAAACAAGUGGCUUACAUAUACAAAUGUGUCAAUACGACACUGCAAAUCAAGGGCAAAAUUAACUCUAUUACAGUAGAUAACUGUAAGAAGCUUGGUCUGGUAUUCGAUGACGUUGUGGGCAUUGUGGAGAUAAUCAAUAGUAGGGAUGUCAAAGUUCAGGUAAUGGGUAAAGUGCCAACUAUUUCCAUCAACAAAACAGAUGGCUGCCACGCUUAUCUGAGCAAGAACUCUCUGGACUGUGAGAUAGUCAGUGCCAAAUCUUCUGAGAUGAACAUCCUCAUUCCCACAGAAGGCGGCGACUUUAACGAGUUCCCAGUCCCUGAGCAGUUCAAGACUCUAUGGAAUGGGCAGAAGUUGGUCACCACAGUGACAGAAAUUGCAGGAUAAGCAAAGUGCCAUUGGGUUCUUUGCCUCCUUUACACCAUGGGAUAAAUCUGUACCAAGACGGUUCUUUUCUAGAUUUCCUCUACCUUUCUGCACUUAAACGGCUUCUCUGCUGUGAGAAGCACAGCUACCUGCCUUCACUGAAAUAUACCUCAGGCUGAGAUUUGGGGUGGGAUAGCAGGUC